This is a messenger RNA of Hydra vulgaris (swiftwater hydra), 393 nucleotides long. RefSeq names its product late histone H2B.L4-like. Gene Ontology annotation, molecular function: structural constituent of chromatin; protein heterodimerization activity; DNA binding. The record is from RefSeq and is a predicted model, not a curated record. Gene Ontology annotation, cellular component: nucleosome. Lineage: Eukaryota; Metazoa; Cnidaria; Hydrozoa; Anthoathecata; Hydridae.
AUGUAUAAGGAGUCAAAAGCCGUUAACCCUAAUGUGGCAAAAAAGGGAGAGAUUCGAGUCAACAAUAAAAUAAAAGAUGCUGUUGAAGGAGACAAUCAACGCAAAAAAAAAAGAAGAGAGUCUUACGCUGUUUACAUAUACAACGUGUUAAAGCAAGUCCACCCUGAUGUUGGAGUUUCCUCUAAGGCGAUGACAAUCAUGAAUACCUUUGUCAACGAUAUUUUCGAACGAAUUGCGUCUGAAGCAUCGAGACUUUCCAAUCAAAGCAGAAAAUCAACUAUUUCUUCGCGAGAAAUUCAAACAGCUGUACGCCUAAUACUUCCUGGCGAAUUAGCAAAGCACGCAGUGAACGAAGGAACCAAAUGUGUUACAAAGUACGCAAGCACCAAAUAG